CUCCAUUUCCCAGCAGCAGCGGGGCCGGAAGUCCCGUGCGCCUGACUCAGGCGGCGGGGGGCGGCGGCGAUGGCGCUGGAGACGCUGUCCCCGGACUGGGAGUUCGGCCGCCGCGACGACGGCUCGCAGAAAAUCCAUGCUGAAGUGGAGUUGAAGAAUUACGGAAAAUUUCUUGAGGAAUAUGCAUCUCAGCUGAAGAGGAUUGAAGAUGCUUUGGAUGACUCUGUUGGAGAUGUUUGGGACUUCAGUCUCGAUCCCAUUGCAUUAAAGCUUUUGCCUUACGAACAGUCCUCUCUACUGGAGCUCAUAAAGACAGAAAACAAGGUUCUAAACAAAGUAAUAACCGUGUAUGCUGCCCUUUGCUGUGAAAUCAAGAAGUUAAAAUAUGAGGCAGAAACUAAAUUUUAUAACGGCCUCUUGUUUUAUGGAGAAGGAGGCACAGACUCCAGCAUGGUAGAAGGAGAUUGCCAAAUACAGAUGGGAAGAUUUAUUUCUUUCUUGCAGGAGCUGUCUUGCUUUGUUACCCGAUGUUAUGAAGUGGUGGUGAAUGUAGUCCAUCAGUUGGCUGUUCUUUACACCAGCAACAAGAAUGCACCUAAAAUUAUAGAGACGUCAGGAGUUCAUUUUCAGGCAAUGUAUGAGCAUCUGGGAGAACUACUGACUGUCUUAAUCACUCUAGAUGAAAUAAUUGACAAUCAUGCCACUUUGAAAGAUCACUGGACCAUGUACAAGAGGCUGCUAAAAUCUGUCCAUCACAACCCUUCCAAAUUUGGAAUUCAAGAAGAUAAACUGAAGCCAUUUGAAAAGUUGCUGUUAAAACUGGAAUGCCAAUUACUUGAUGGAAUGAUAUUUCAGGCCUGCAUAGAGCAACAGUUUGAUUCCACGAAUGGUGGAGUGUCUGUGUCGAAGAACAGCGCGUUUGCUGAAGAAUUUGCUCAUACUCUUCGCACAACUUUCGCAAAUGUUGAAGCCAAACUUGGUGAACCUUCAGAAAUUGACCAGAGAGAUAGAUACGUAGGCAUCUGUGGCCUCUUUGUACUGCAUUUUCAGAUUUUUCGGACUGUAGACAAGAAAUUUUACAAGUCAUUGCUGGAUGUCUGUAAAAAGGUACCAGCCAUCACGCUAACAGCAAAUAUUAUCUGGUUUGCUGACAACUUUCUGAUUCAGAAGAUACCAGCUGCUGCCAAACUUCUGGACAAGAAAAGUAUUCAUACAGUUAAAAUGCAAAGGGAAAACUUUCUACAGCAGAAGGCACAGUCACUUACCAAAGAUAUGCAGUCAUAUUAUGUCUUCGUGAGCUCAUGGAUGACAAAAAUGGAAUCCAUCUUGUCAAAGGAGCAACGCAUGGAUAAGUUUGCUGAAGAUCUUUCUAACCGCUGUAAUGUCUUCAUUCAGGGUUUUCUUUAUGCAUACAGUCUUAGCACCAUCAUUAAAACUACAAUGAAUCUCUACAUGUCAAUGCAAAAGCCUAUGACCAAAACCUCAGUGAAAGCUCUUUGCAGGCUUGUGGAACUUCUGAAGGCAAUAGAACACAUGUUUUACCGAAGAAGUAUGGUUGUGGCAGAUUCUGUGACACACAUUGCUCAGCAUCUGCAGUACCAGGCUCUUCACUCUAUUUCUGUAGCCAAGAAAAGAGUCAUUUCUGAUAAAAAGUACAGUGAGCAGCGCCUGGAUGUCCUUUCUGCUUUGGUGUUGGCUGAGAACACCCUCAAUGGGCCGAGUACAAAACAGAGGCGACUAAUUGUUUCCCUUGCACUGAGUGUGGGAACACAGAUGAAAACUUUUAAAGAUGAAGAACUCCUUCCCCUUCAAUUAGUUCUGAAGAAAUUAGACUUGAUCAGUGAACUUACAGAGCGAGUUCGAGCACAAUGUGACUGUUGUUUCUUGUACUGGCAUCGAGCAGUCUUUCCAAUCUAUUUAGAUGAUGUGUAUGAAAAUGCAGUUGAUUCUGCUAGACUGCAUUAUAUGUUCAGUGCACUGAGGGACUGUGUACCUGCUAUGAUGCAUGCAAGGCACUUGGAAUCUUAUGAGGUGCUUCUGGAAUGCUAUGAUAAAGAAAUCAUGGAAGUGCUCAAUGAGCAUUUGCUGGACAAAUUAUGUAAAGAGAUAGAAAAGGACCUGCGGUUGUCAGUUCAUACGCACCUAAAACUGGAUGACAGAAAUCCCUUCAGAGUUGGUAUGAAGGAUCUAGCUCACUUCUUCUUUCUCAACCCGAUACGUUUUUUCAAUCGAUUCAUUGACAUAAAAGCUUAUGUAACUCACUAUUUGGACAAGACCUUCUACAACUUAACAACUGUGGCUUUACAUGACUGGGCUACCUAUAGUGAGAUGAGAAACCUAGCAACUCAGCGCUAUGGUUUAAGUAUGACUGAAGCACAUCUUCCCAGUCAGACUCUGGAACAGGGUCUGGAUGUUUUGGAAAUCAUGAGAAAUAUUCAUGUGUUUGUAUCUCGCUACCUUUACAAUCUGAAUAAUCAGAUCUUCAUUGAAAGAACUAGUAAUAACAAACACUUGAACACUAUCAAUAUUCGACACAUUGCUAAUUCAAUUCGAACUCAUGGAACAGGAAUCAUGAACACAACAGUCAACUUCACUUACCAGUUUUUGAGGAAAAAAUUUUAUAUUUUUAGCCAGUUCAUGUAUGAUGAACAUAUCAAAUCCAGACUUAUCAAGGACAUCAGAUUCUUCAGGGAAGUCAAGGAUCAAAAUGAUCACAAGUAUCCAUUUGAAAGAGCAGAUAAAUUCAACAGAGGCAUCAGAAAACUUGGAAUAACCCCAGAUGGCCAGAGCUACCUUGACCAGUUCAGACAACUCAUAAGUCAAAUCGGCAAUGCUAUGGGUUAUGUCCGAAUGAUAAGAUCUGGUGGACUUCACUGCUGUAGCAGUGCAAUUAGGUUUGUUCCUGAUCUGGAAGACAUAGUUAAUUUUGAAGAGCUGGUGAAAGAAGAAGGACUCUCAGAAGAAACGCAGAAAGCAGCAAGGCAGUUGGACUCUGUCCUUAGUGACCUCACACGUAACUUUGCAGAAGGAACGGAAUACUUUAAAAUGCUUGUGGAUGUAUUUGCUCCUGAAUUCCGCAGCCCAAAGAAUAUGCAUUUGCGGAACUUCUAUAUAAUUGUUCCCCCACUGACCCUCAAUUUUGUAGAGCAUUCAAUCAGUUGUAAGGAGAAGUUGAAUAAGAAGAACAAAAGCGGAGCAGCUUUCACUGAUGAUGGCUUUGCCAUGGGUGUGGCUUACAUUCUGAAGCUUUUGGAUCAGUACCAGGAGUUUGAUUCCCUGCACUGGUUCCAGUCUGUUAGAGAGAAGUAUGUGAAGGAAAUAAGAGCAGUAGCUAAGCAACAGAAUGUGCAGUCCAUUAAUCAAGAUGAAAAACUGCUGCAAACUAUGAACCUUACUCACAAGCGACUGGAAGUUUGCUUACAGGAAUUUGAACUCCUUUAUUUUUCAUUAAGUAGUGCAAGAAUUUUUUUCAGAGCAGAUAAAACUGCAGCAGAAGAAAACCAGGAAAAGAAAGAAAAGGAAGAAGAAUCUGUUAAAGCAAGCAACGGAGAUCUUUCCAACUCUACGCCUGCAGAUCCUGUUGUGAAAUGAUAUGGCUGUAUGGGAUUUGCACUCUGGGAGCUUAAGAUCCUGCCAAGCAUUUACUUUCCCUGAAUCUUCUCCCCCCCCCCCUCAAUAUCAGAGAAAGGGGAAAACAGAAAAGUGAAGAUAACAAACUACUUUUCAUUUCACACUGAAGGUCUGAUUUGCAUCCACAGAAGUAAGGAAAUCAAGAGCCAAGACAGAACCACAAUCAGCUCUUCCUUUUAUGACCAGACACUGUGUGAUGAGUGUCUGUACCUAUUAAGUGAUCUUAUACUUCAUGAAUAUGUUGUGCCUAACUGCAAGUUUCAGCCUCAAAUCUGUGUUUCUUAGCCUUUGUAGGUCUGUUGUAUUGUCUGUGUUGUUAAUACAGUCUUACAUGCCUGGUUAUUAACAAUAAUUGCACUGCAGGCUUCAGAAGCUGCUGAACACUGUGAGAACUCUGUAUAAAUUUUAACAUCUGUUAAUGCCUGCAAGUAGAGGUUUCUAGGUUGUACAAGAGUUAACUCAGAUACCUGACUUAAGUAAAUAGCUAGACUUAGCUUAAAAGUAAACACCGGUUCCAUUAAAAGAUACUCCUGUGUUUUAAUCUCCCAGAACAUAAGACUUUUAGGUUUUACUAGCUAGAAGAAACUACUCUAGUCAGCCUGAGAAAUUACCUUUUGGUUUUUGGCAUUCUUAACUGUAUUUUAAGACUGUACUUGAAAGCUUCUUUCAUCUCUUCUGAUUCCAUCCCUUCUCCCCCGUCAAAAAAGUAAUGCUUUAAUAUAAAUGGUUCAAAUUUCUCCCCCCACCCUCGUGUUAGUAGCUAAGACAAUUCCUGGCAGACUUUUUGAUUCAUUCUUUCCUGCGAGUCAGUUCAGCAUUUGGAAAACUAGGACAAAUUUUUUGUUGCAACUGGAGAGAGACCAGACUGAUGAAAGUCCUUUCAUUGGCUCUGAAAACAUGACCCAGAAGCUUUGUGGACUGUUGAAAUCAGCUGGGCUCAUUAAAGGGUUUGUUUGUUUGUUUGACUGCAGAGACUGUCCUAAAAAAUGCUGCAUUACUUGAUUUAUUUUUGAUAGUUUUUGUCAUAAUUUAUGUACGCUUUUUUUCUGACCAAAUUGUGCCCGCACUGAACGCGCUCAGUAGUGUUGCUGAGAACAGCAGCAGCAGUCUGGCUGUUCCUAAUAAUUUCCAUACUGUUGCAAUUGCAAUGUACCUACUUCCAGACUCCUAUCUCAUCUGAAGGCAUGGAAGUUCCUGACUUGGAGUGGUCAAGCACUCUCUUGAUUCUGCAACAACAGCAGACUCACACAUAGUGUUUGUUUUCCCCCCAGGAUGGACUUGCUAGGUAGAUACAUACAGUCAAGGCAUUACCUGUGCUCUAAUGAAGUCUGCAUUUCUAUUUUUCCUUCUCCCACGUUUUUUGGAAAGACCAUCUCAGCUAGGUGAUACUCCAGUUAUUAAUAUGCGUAUGAUGGUGAACAAAUUCAUGUGGUUCUGGUAAUGGAAAUUCUACAGAAAAGACAUGAGCUUAUUUUUAUAGAGUCCUGUUUGAGGUUGGGACCUGAAUGUAUACCAUAUGUGGCAAAAAUAUAUACAUACAAACAAAUAUGUACAGUGAUAAUAGAGCUAUUCUUGCUAAUACAGGAUUGUAGUUUAUUAUAUUUACACUUUUUGUCAUGUAGCAGCACAUAGAUAACGAAAGCUUUCGUCAUCUGAAAUACAAAGUGGGUCCUGGUUUUGGAUGGCACUCCUCUGUCCCAAUUACCGGGAAGGGGUGCAGAAUUCUUGUUGUGGUGCUACUCUUUUCAUUGCUUUUGCCCUCCUGUGCUGAUUUUAGGAACAAAAGGGGCUCCAACAGGUUGGCUGGAGAUGAUGAUGGAUCUAAAAAUAAUACAAAAUAAUCCUCCAAACUAAACUGAACUUGUUGCUCACCCAAAAUUCCCAGAGGUGAAAAAGGGAAGUGAGGAUGAUGAGUUUACUGCAGGGACAUAAAAUGGAUCUCUAGUUUUCUUUCUCCUUCAAGUCAGGGGCAGAACAGGCUGAAGGCCAGUCUACCUCCCUGAGAAGGCAGCCACCACCACUGCCCUCCUGCGCUUCGUCUUGUGACGAGGCUGUUGUAGGUGGAGGUGGUGGCAGCAGCUCCUCCAGAGGUCUUGAAACCUGCUUCUGAUGUGGUGCUGUGUCCUUUUAUGCCAGAAGCCACGGGGCUGCCUUGCCUUUCCUCCUGGUGCUAUCAGGUAGGGGAAGCAGAGCGCAGCUGAUGCCCUCAUUGCCUUUCAGCCCCCAGGUCAAAAGGCAUUUGUCACUGACCAGUGGUGCUGACCGAUGGCCCCAGCAGCACCCAAGUGGUCUGGGCUUCCCUGCGAAGCAAAGUGCUGGUGUGUGUUCAGCUUUGCUUGAAGGGUAGGUUCCAGAGGUUCUAAUUAGAAGCAAAUUUGAGUUUUCACCUGAUGUCCAUCAACAACAGCUGUCUGCAGCUUCUCAGGUACAAAGGACCAAAUGUAACAGUGUUUUCUAACUCAUUGUACAAAAGGGUAUUUUGUUACCUCAGUCUGGUUUGUGAGUAGAGUACCUUAUGUACAUAAAACUGUUAAUAAAUGUAAUUUUCAGAA
Messenger RNA from Cygnus olor (mute swan), 6182 nucleotides. RefSeq names its product WASH complex subunit 4 (gene WASHC4). The transcript has 34 exons. NCBI's taxonomy places the organism in Eukaryota, Metazoa, Chordata, Aves, Anseriformes, Anatidae. The coding region runs from base 70 to 3591 and encodes 1173 amino acids. The record is from RefSeq and is a predicted model, not a curated record. Gene Ontology annotation, biological process: endosomal transport; endosome organization. Gene Ontology annotation, cellular component: WASH complex; endosome.